AUGGCCAGUGGGGAGGAUGCCGCGGACAGGGAGGUGCAGUUUUCCGCCGAGGCGUUGGCGGAGGAUGCGAAGAACUACCACGCAUGGGCGCACCGGCAGGUGUUCGCGGCCAGGCGGGGGGCCUGGGAGGAGGAGCUGGCGUUCGUCGAGGGGAGGCUGGAGGAGGAUUUGCACAACAACUCUGCAUGGACGCAGCGGUUUUUCGUGCUGAAGGGCCGCCUGGAGGGCAGGGGGGACCCGGGCACGCUCCUGGCCGGCGAGCUGGACUAUGUGUUGGGAAAGAUCCGGGCGGCGCCGCACAACGCGGCGGCGUGGAGGUAUUUGAUCGGGAUCUGCAACGGCCGGCCGCUGGGGGGGGUGUUUUGGCGGGAUCCCGGGAGGGUGUUUCGGUUCGGGGCCGAGGUGCUGGCGGAGUGGUCGUCGUGCGUGCCGGCGCUGGACGGGAUGGCGGAGCUGUACGCGGCGCUGGCUGGGAUGGCCAGGGCGAGGGGGCGGGGGGGCCGCGCGGCCAAGGCGGAGGAGGCGGCCAAGAGGCUGUGGGACCGGCUGGAGGUGUGCGACCCGCUGAGGAGGAGAUAUUGGAGGGAGCGGUGCAGGACGUUGGGCCAGUCUUGCAGUGGGAAAUGA
Messenger RNA from Ostreobium quekettii, 627 nucleotides. NCBI's taxonomy places the organism in Eukaryota, Viridiplantae, Chlorophyta, Ulvophyceae, Bryopsidales, Ostreobiaceae. The record is from the annotation of a GenBank genome assembly.